ACAGCGUCCCCUACAAUGUUUCAAAACAACAGCCCCUGCUCUGUGUUUUAUGUAACCUGGGCCCUGUUUCAGAAAGCCGGUUUAGUGCAAACUCUGAGGUUCCCAGGCGUGAUUGGCUGUAUAGAUGGCACUCACAUUCCAAUCAUUGCCCCUUCAGUAAAUGAAGGAGACUAUGUGAACAGGAAGUCUUUCCACAGCAUUAAUGUACAGAUCAUAUGUGAUGCUGCCAACAUUAUCACAAAUGUGGAAGCCAAGUGGCCAGGCUCUGUUCAUGACUCACGAAUUUUUCGUGAAUGUACACUGAGCACAAAAUUUGGACAUGGAGAGUUCACUGGCUACUUGCUUGGUGAUAGGGGGUAUCCAUGUUUACCCUAUUUGCUUACCCCUUACCCUGACCCUGAACCGGGCCCACAGCAGCGAUAUAAUCUGGCUCAUUGCAGGACAAAAGCCAGAGUUGAAAUGACUAUCGGAAUGCUUAAGGCCCGGUUCCAGUGCCUUCAAAGACUCAGGGUCACCCCAGAAAGGGCAUGUGACAUUAUUGUGGCAUGUGUGAUUCUUCACAACAUUGCCACAAUUAGAGGAGAACACUGUCCUUCUGAACCAAACAUCAGCAGUGAUCCAAACCAUGAACAUCCUGACCCUCCCACAGACAUACAAGAUGGAAGAGCAGUCAGAGACACCAUAUGUCACAAUCAUUUCCUGGCCAUCACCUCAACAUGUUGAAAGAAGAAUAAACAGAUUUUUUGUUCAACUGGCUUUAUUGGUCGCCUGUAUUUCCUGUACACAAAGUAUUAAUAAGUAUAUUAUUAUGUUGUUCAAACACUGAAAUAAUUCGUCCAUCUCUGACCACUUCACCCACCCU
This is a messenger RNA of Oreochromis aureus, 862 nucleotides long. RefSeq names its product putative nuclease HARBI1. The record is from RefSeq and is a predicted model, not a curated record. NCBI's taxonomy places the organism in Eukaryota, Metazoa, Chordata, Actinopteri, Cichliformes, Cichlidae. The transcript is spliced from 4 exons. Bases 16 to 723 code for a protein of 235 amino acids.